CACCAUGGUCUGCUGCUCCACUAGCUUCUGUGGAUUUCCCACCUGCUCCACCAGCGGGAACUGUGGCUCCAGCUGCUGCCAGCCCAACUGCUGCCAGAACAGCUGCUGCCAGCCCAGCUGCUGCCAGACUAGCUGCUGCCAGCCCAGCUGCUGCCAGACCAGCUGCUGCCAGCCCAGCUGCUGCCAGAACAGCUGCUGCCAGAACAGCUGCUGCGGGACCGGCUGUGGCACUGGUGGCGGCCAGGAGGGUGGCUGCGGAGCCGUGAGCUGCCGCGUCAGGUGGUGCCGCCCUGACUGCCGCGUGGAGGACACCUGCCUGCCCCCCUGCUGUGUGGUGAGCUGCAUACCCCCCACCUGCUGCCAGCUGCACCACGCCCAGGCCUCCUGCUGCCGCCCGUCCUACUGUGGACAGUCCUGCUGCCGCCCUGCCUGCUGCUGCUACUGCUGCCAGCCCAGCUGCUGCCAGCCCACCUGCUGUGAGCCCACCUCCUGCCAGUCCACCUGUUGAAAAUCUCUUUCUAAAGGAAUCCUAAGAAACUGGCACUUCAAAAUGAGACAAUGUAGAGUCCUGAUAAACUUCUGAGCUCCAAUACCCAUAACACAGCUUGCAAAUGGCUACAAAAUUUCCUAAGAUGUAAAUUAAUUUAUAAUCGAAAACCAAAAAUAUUUCAUAAACCUGGACACGAACAGAAGUCCUACAAGGUUAAGAGGAAUGUAUAAAACUUUUACUAUAAAUACCACCUGAAAUAGUUCAACAGCUCAUUGGAUUUGGGAUUUAAUAAAAUGUUUAUUCUUCAAUGACAAA
Molecule: messenger RNA, 805 nt
Organism: Leopardus geoffroyi (Geoffroy's cat)
Lineage: Eukaryota; Metazoa; Chordata; Mammalia; Carnivora; Felidae
Product: keratin-associated protein 1-3-like
Exons: 1
Coding region: 5-508 (167 amino acids)
Cellular component (GO): keratin filament
Source: RefSeq, a predicted model, not a curated record